GGGCAUCUGAAUCCGUAAGCCAUGGGAUUCCUCCACCAGCUGCACCUCCUGCUCUGGAAGAACGUCACCCUGAAGCGGAGAAGCCCCUGGGUGCUGGCGUUUGAAAUCUUCAUCCCCCUCGUCCUGUUCUUCAUCCUCCUUGGCCUGCGGCAGAAGAAGCCGACGAUUCAUGUGAAGGAAGCUUUCUACACAGCCGCCCCGUUGACCUCGGCUGGGAUUUUACCUGUUAUGCAGUCUCUGUGCCCCGACGGUCAACGGGAUGAGUUUGGCUUCCUGCAGUACACUAAUUCCACUGUCACGCAGCUGUUGGAGAGGAUAAACGAGGUGGUGGAGGAGAGUAACCUGUUUGACACAGACAGACCCGGGUUGGAAGAGGAGCUCGAGUCCCUCAAACAUCACUUGGAGUCUCUGAGCAGUGACCCCAGUUCCCUGGAGAACCAUUUCCACAGCCGGCCAGGUUUCCGUCUGGACUCCGUCGUGAGGAACAGGACGGCUUUCCGUACGUUUCUCAGCCAAAACCUCUCGCUGCCGAGUGACGUCGUGGACUUUCUGGGCAAUUCUAACAUCAAUCCCCAGGAGGUUUACCAUCUGUUUUUCAGCUCUCCGUAUUUAUCUCCUGAAGACCUACCCGAGAGAAGUCCUUGGGAAGCCGCCACCAGCGCCGGUGAACAAAUCCUCAAUCUUCACGGGAACAUCCUGGGCAAAUGGAAGUCGCUACGCGAAGGGCUGAUUCACAAGGCUCUGAAGGAUCCGUUGAAAUCUAAACACGGACUGGCCCUUCGACUCCUGACGCUAGCUCUUGGCCUUGCUGUCCCCAAUUCGCCGGCCGACAGCUAUGACCCUCAGGCGGUGGUGAAGGAACUAGAGGAUGUUCUCUUUACGCCCUCGGCCCUGGAAGCCCUGACCUGCGAAGGGAGUUUGGACGAGCUGGGAAGCGUUCUUCGGGUCUCCGAGCUGACGCGCCCUCUUCUCGCCUCCUACCAGAGCAUCGUUUGCAAUGGGAGCCGACAGCUGCGCAUGGAGCGCUUUCAGGAGCUUGCUGAGGAGCUAAAGGACCAAGUGGAUGUUUCCAAAACCGUCAGCCAACUUCGUCUGGACGAGGUGAACGCCACGGCAACUCAACGUCGGCUGCGCGUCCUGCUGGAGGACCUGCUGGAAGUUCAAAAGAUCUUGAAGGACGUAGACAUCCUUUCGGCUCUGGCAAAACUGCUACCCAAGGGUGCGUGCGCGAGCAAAUCCCCUCCAACCCCUGGUAACGCCACCAGCUGGGGCAGCAACUCCACCGCAGGCUCCAACUUCACCGCAGAUGGAGAAGAGACCAAGAAUCCGGAUGGAGAUGCAGAAAACCCUCAGAGCCAGUUUUCAGCUUUCGUCCAGCUCUGGGCAGGACUCCAGCCCAUCCUCUGCGGCAUCAACCGGACCAUUGAACCAGAGGCACUCAAACAAGGGAACAUGAGCUCGCUGGGAUUUACAAGCAAAGAACAAAGAAACUUGGGGCUUCUUGUCCAUCUCAUGACCAGCAACCCCAAAAUCCUCUACUCUCCAGUGGGUACCGAGGUGGACAAGGUGAUCCGGAAGGCGAAUGAGACCUUUGCGUUUGUGGGGAACGUGACCCAAUAUGCCUGGAUGUGGAUGAACAUUUCCACCGAGAUCCGCGGUUUGCUGGAAGAUGGGAUCUUGCAACAGCGUAUCCAGUGGUUACAGCAGUUUACGAAUGACCUUCAGAAACACCCAGAGCUGCUGAACGGCACCGACAGCGACCUCCUGCAACGGGUAAUCGGCGCGAACUUCUCCAUGCCAAAUGCCAGCACUUUGCUGCAGCAGCUAGACACCAUCGACAAUGCGGCCUGCGGGUGGACACAGUUCAUGUCCAAGGUGAGCGUGGACAUUUUUAAAGGCUUUCCGAACGAGGACAGUAUUGUGAACUACACCCUGAAUCAGGCUUAUCAUGAUAACGUCACGGUGUUUGCAAGUGUCAUCUUCCAGACUCGGCCAGACGGCUCGCUUCCCCCUCACGUCAUGUACAAGAUAAGACAAAACUCCAGCUUCACAGAAAAAACCAACGAAAUCCGCCGGGCAUAUUGGCGUCCCGGGCCAAACACCGGCGGGCGCUUUUAUUUCCUGUACGGCUUCGUGUGGAUACAAGACAUGAUGGAUCGAGCCAUCAUCAAUAACUUCGUGGGACACGAUGUUGUGGAACCGGGGAACUACGUGCAGAUGUUUCCAUACCCCUGUUACACACGUGAUGACUUUCUGUUUGUGAUCGAACAUAUGAUGCCACUGUGCAUGGUCAUCUCCUGGGUAUAUUCUGUGGCCAUGAUGAUCCAGCAUAUUGUGGCGGAGAAGGAGCAUCGUCUGAAAGAGGUGAUGAAGAUGAUGGGUCUGAAUAAUGCAGUACACUGGGUGGCGUGGUUCAUCACGGGGUUCGUCCAGCUUUCCAUCUCCGUCACGGCCCUGACCGGCAUUCUGAAGUAUGGCCAGGUCCUCAUGCACAGCAAUGUCUUUAUAAUCUGGCUCUUCCUCUCCAUCUACGCAGUGGCGACCAUCAUGUUCUGUUUCCUGGUCUCGGUGCUAUACUCCAAAGCCAAACUGGCUUCUGCGUGUGGUGGCAUCAUCUAUUUCCUGAGCUACGUGCCGUACAUGUAUGUAGCCAUCAGGGAAGAGGUGGCCCAUGACAAAAUCACAGCCUUCGAAAAGUGCAUCGCUUCCCUCAUGUCUACUACAGCCUUCGGCCUUGGCUCCAAGUACUUUGCCCUGUACGAGGUGGCCGGGGUCGGGAUUCAGUGGCAUACGUUUAGCCAGUCACCGGUGGAAGGAGAUGACUUUAACCUCAUGCUGUCCAUGAUGAUGUUGAUCAUCGAUGCGGUUGUGUAUGGAGUCCUGACCUGGUAUAUUGAGGCUGUUCACCCAGGCAUGUAUGGCCUCCCACGUCCCUGGUACUUCCCUUUCCAGAGAUCGUACUGGCUUGGAAAUGGUCGUAUUGAGUCAUGGGAAUGGUCGUGGCCCUGGUCACGGCCACCUAGGUUAAGCAUCAUGGAAGAAGACCAAGCCUGCGCCAUGGAGACCCACCGUAUGGAGGAGACUCGAGGCAUCGAAGAGGAACCCAAUCACCUACCGCUGGUUGUCUGCAUAGACAAACUGACCAAAAUCUACAAGACUGGCAUGAAGCUGGCUCUGAACAAACUGAGCCUCAAUCUUCACGAAAACCAGGUGGUUUCUUUUUUGGGACAUAACGGAGCUGGCAAAACCACCACCAUGUCCAUCCUGACCGGCCUCUUUCCCCCGACCUCGGGCUCGGCAACCAUUUAUGGGCACGAUAUCCGCACGGAGAUGAACGAGAUCCGGAAAAGUUUGGGGAUGUGUCCUCAGCACAAUGUGCUCUUCGACAAGCUGACGGUGGAGGAACACCUGUGGUUGUACUCCCGCCUGAAAGGAAUGGCUGAAGAGGAGAUCCGCAAGGAGAUGGACAAAAUGAUCGAGGACUUGGAGCUGUCCAACAAGCGCCACUCUUUAGUCCAAACCCUGUCUGGCGGCAUGAAAAGGAAACUGUCCGUAGCGAUUGCUUUCGUCGGAGGCUCGAAGGCCGUUAUCCUGGACGAGCCGACGGCCGGAGUCGAUCCUUACGCGAGGAGAGCUAUAUGGGACCUUAUCCUAAAAUACAAGCAAGGCCGGACAAUCCUCCUUUCCACGCAUCACAUGGACGAGGCCGACCUCCUCGGAGACCGAAUCGCCAUCAUUUCCCACGGGAAGCUGAAGUGCUGCGGGUCUCCGCUGUUUCUGAAGAGCACGUACGGAGACGGGUACAAACUGACCGUGGUGAAAAAACAGAGAGGCCCAGAUGCUGGAAACACCCCCGGCUCCAACGUCAGCCCCUGCUCCGAGCCCAGAGUCUCCCAGUUUAUUAAGAAAUACGUGGCCUCGUGUCUGCUGGUUUCCGACACAAACACGGAGUUGUCGUACAUUCUUCCCAGCGAGUCCGUCAGAAAGGGAUGCUUCGAGCGUCUGUUCCAGCAUUUGGAGCAGAGCCUGAGUGAUCUACAACUGACCAGCUUUGGACUGAUGGACACCACCUUGGAAGAGGUUUUCCUUAAGGUCUCAGAAGAAGACCAGUCUCUUGAGAACAGCGACGCAGACGUGAAGGAGUCCAAGAAAGACUCCCUGAGACCUCUAAUCCAGCCCGAGACGGGAGAAGAGUCCACACCGGGCGCCGACUCGCUAGACAAGCCAGAUGUGGAACUCAACAACUUUGCGUCAGGAAACCGGCUUGGCCACUCGCCAAGCUCCCUGCGUUCCGGCUCGUCAUCCUCUGUCGGCUCUAUACGGGGGGAAGAAGGUGGAGCGUACGCCGAGUUCUACGGGGACUACUCUCCUCUGUUUGAUAACCCUCAGGACACUGAGAACCUGAGUUUACACGAUACGGAGACGGAGGAGAUGGAGCUGCUGGACGGGCAGGGAAGCUACAAGCUGGAGGGAUCGUGGCUGAAACUGCGCCAGUUCCACGGACUGAUCGUGAAACGCUUCCACUGCGCCAAGAGGAACACCAAAGGGCUCUUCUCGCAAAUCCUGCUCCCAGCAUUCUUUGUCUGCGUCGCGAUGACGGUGGCGCUGUCCGUGCCGGAAAUCGGAGACCUCCCUCCGCUGAUUCUCUCCCCAUCUCAGUAUCACAACUACACUCAACCCCGCGGGAACUUUGUGCCGUACGCCAACGAGGAACGUCGGGAAUACAUGAUCAAGCAAUCUCCGGAUGCUGGACCGCAAGCUCUUGUGAAAACCUUUUACAUGCCGUCGGGAAUCGGAGCCACCUGUGUCCUGAAGACGGCGUUUAACAGCACUUUGGACCAGCUGGUGCAGUCCCUAAACCUCAACAGCAACGAGUCCAAGAUGCUGGCGGCCCAGUUCUUCGACGCCAUGUGCGUGGAUUCUUUCACCCAGGGCUUGCCCCUCUCUAACUUCGUGCCGCCUCCGCCAUCCCCGGCCCCUUCCGAUUACCCGCCGGACGAGGACUUCUCCCACUUCUGGAAUUCCACCACCUACCCACCAACCCCCGUCCAAGCAGAAGCCAUCACCACCACCCCAUCGGUGCCACGUCGGAUCCACGAGCCUGUGAGGUGCACCUGCUCCAUGCAAGGAACUGGCUUUUCCUGCCCCAGCGGGGUCGGUGGUCACCCCCCGCAGAUGAAGGUGGUGACAGGAGAUAUUAUGGUGGACAUUACCGGCCGUAACGUGUCCGAGUACCUGCUGUACACGUCGGACCGUUUCCGGCUUCACAGGUAUGGAGCGCUAACCUUUGGAAAUAUACAAAAAAGCAUCCCAGCAUCCUUUGGGGUUAAGGCUCCCCCCAUGCUGAGGAAGAUUGCGGUCAGACACACUGCGCAGGCUUUCUACAACAACAAAGGUUAUCACAGCAUGCCGACCUACCUCAACGCGCUGAAUAACGCCAUCCUCCGAGCCAACCUGAAAAAGAGUCGGGGGAACCCGGCAGCCUACGGCAUCACAGUCACCAACCACCCAAUGAACAAGACCAGCGCUAGCCUGUCCCUGGACUACCUCUUGCAAGGCACAGAUGUGGUGAUUGCCAUAUUCAUCAUCGUGGCGAUGUCCUUCGUCCCCGCCAGUUUCGUGGUGUUCCUGGUGGCGGAGAAAUCCACCAAAGCCAAGCACCUCCAGUUUGUCAGCGGCUGCAAUCCCGUUAUCUACUGGCUGGCCAAUUACGUGUGGGAUAUGUUGAAUUACCUGGUUCCGGCGACCUGCUGCAUCAUUAUCCUCUUCGUGUUCGAUCUCCCUGCGUACACGUCCCCGACCAACUUCCCGGCCGUCCUGUCGCUCUUCCUGCUGUACGGCUGGUCCAUCACUCCUAUUAUGUAUCCGGCUUCUUUCUGGUUCGAGGUACCGAGUACGGCCUACGUCUUCCUCAUCGUCAUCAAUCUGUUCAUUGGGAUAACGGCCACCGUGGCUACGUUCCUACUGCAGCUGUUUGAACACGACAAGGACCUGAAGUUGGUGAACAGUUACUUGAAGAGCUGCUUCCUCAUCUUCCCCAACUACAACCUGGGACACGGACUCAUGGAGAUGGCCUACAACGAGUACAUCAACGAAUACUACGCCAAGAUCGGUCAGUUCGAUAAGAUGAAAUCUCCGUUUGAGUGGGACAUUGUUACACGUGGCCUGGUUGCUAUGGCGAUAGAAGGAUUUGUGGGAUUCUUCAUCACUAUUAUGUGUCAAUACAACUUCUUGCGCAAGCCACAGCGUCUCCCGAUUUCCAACAAGCCCAUUGAGGAUGACGACAUCGAUGUCGCAAACGAGAGGCAAAGAGUGUUGAGGGGGGGAGCGGAUAAUGACAUGUUAAAGAUUGAUAAUCUAACCAAGGUUUACAAAUCCCGUAAGAUGGGGCGCAUUCUGGCCGUGGACCGCCUGUGUUUGGGAGUUCGGCCCGGCGAGUGCUUCGGACUCCUCGGCGUGAACGGCGCCGGCAAAACGGCCACCUUUAAAAUGCUGACCGGCGACGAGAGCACCACGGGGGGAGAGGCGUUCAUCAACGGGCACAGCAUCUUGAAGGAUCUUCUUCAGGUCCAACAAAGCAUUGGCUACUGCCCUCAGUUUGACGCUUUGUUUGAUGAACUCACGGCCCAGGAGCACCUGGAGCUGUACACGCGGCUUCGGGGGAUCCCCUGGAAGGACGAGGAGAGGGUGGUGAAAUGGGCGCUGGAGAAACUCGAACUCAGCAAAUACGCCGAUAAACCGGCCGGAACCUACAGCGGCGGCAACAAAAGGAAGCUGUCGACCGCCAUCGCGCUGAUCGGCUACCCAUCUUUUAUCUUCCUGGAUGAACCCACCACGGGGAUGGACCCCAAAGCGCGUCGCUUUCUCUGGAACUUAAUUCUUGACAUUAUUAAGACCGGGCGCUCCGUCGUGCUGACGUCGCACAGCAUGGAGGAGUGCGAAGCGCUGUGCACCAGGCUGGUCAUUAUGGUGAACGGACGUUUUAAAUGCUUGGGAAGCACCCAGCAUCUGAAAAACCGGUUUGGCGAUGGGUACAUGAUCACCGUCCGGACCAAAUCCAGCGCGAACGUUAAGGAGGUCGUGCGGUUCUUCAACAGAAACUUCCCAGAAGCUGUACUCAAAGAGAGACACCACACCAAGGUUCAGUACCAGCUGAAGUCAGACCAGGUGUCCUUGGCCCAGGUCUUCAGUAAAAUGGAGCAGGUCUUGGACGUUCUAGGGAUCGAGGAUUAUUCCGUCAGUCAGACCACCUUGGACAACGUGUUUGUAAACUUUGCCAAGAAGCAGAGUGAUAACCUGGAGCAGCAGGAGGGGCUCCCGAGCUGCGCCGCGCCGUCCCCGUUGGAGAGGGUUCUGAAUCUCUUCCGACCCCGCGCCAGGCCGACCGAGCUCCGAGCCCUCGUCGUGGAGGAGCCCGAGGACCUGGAAACAGACGAUGAGGGUCUGAUCAGCUUCGAAGAGGAAAGGGCUCAGUUGGCUUUCAACACGGACACUCUCUGCUGAGACUUUCCCUCGCGCUCUCGGGUGCAGGUCGGCUCCCGGCUCGUUCCGCUCCAUGAACUUUGGUCUCCCAGCCGUGCCGAGCUCCUGAGCGUUGUCCACGUUUGCCCCAUCGAGG
Molecule: messenger RNA, 7618 nt
Organism: Spea bombifrons (plains spadefoot toad)
Lineage: Eukaryota; Metazoa; Chordata; Amphibia; Anura; Pelobatidae
Gene: ABCA2
Product: ATP binding cassette subfamily A member 2
Exons: 49
Coding region: 22-7503 (2493 amino acids)
Biological process (GO): transmembrane transport; lipid transport
Cellular component (GO): intracellular membrane-bounded organelle; membrane
Molecular function (GO): ATP hydrolysis activity; lipid carrier activity; ATP binding
Source: RefSeq, a predicted model, not a curated record